Messenger RNA from Cannabis sativa, 1804 nucleotides. Its product is annotated as aspartic proteinase 36. The record is from RefSeq and is a predicted model, not a curated record. Gene Ontology annotation, molecular function: aspartic-type endopeptidase activity. NCBI's taxonomy places the organism in Eukaryota, Viridiplantae, Streptophyta, Magnoliopsida, Rosales, Cannabaceae. The transcript is spliced from 10 exons. Bases 92 to 1630 code for a protein of 512 amino acids. Gene Ontology annotation, biological process: proteolysis.
GAAUUCCCUCCUUUCUCAACUACCUUCUUUCCUCUCUUUCUCUCUCUAUAAAUUCUCUCCCUUUAUAGAGAGAGAAAGAGAGAAACCAACCAUGGCGGAAGCUACUCGAGCCCGAAUCCUAAUCGCCGCGACACUGCUCCAGGCGGCGGCAGUAUUGUACGGUUUUCCGGCGACAAUGAAUUUGGAGAGAGCAUUUCCAACAAAUCACCGAGUUGAGCUGAGUCAACUCAGAGCUCGAGACAGACUCCGGCACGGCCGGUUAUUACAAUCCACCGGUGAAUCUUUCGUCGAUUUCCCCGUUGCCGGAACCUUCAACCCAUAUCUCGUUGGGCUAUAUUUCACACGUGUGAAAUUGGGUUCUCCUUCACAAGAAUUCUAUGUACAAAUCGACACGGGAAGUGAUGUUUUAUGGGUCAAUUGUAAUUCUUGUAAAGGUUGCCCAAAAUCAACUUCACUAAAGAUUGAGUUGAAUUCUUUUGAUGUUGGGAGUUCAAACACAGCUUCAAUGGUUUCAUGUUCAGACCAAAUAUGUAAACUUGGACUUCAAUCAGGUGACUCUGCUUGUUCUGGUCAAUCUGACUUUGAUCAAUGUAUUUACUCAUUUCAAUAUGGAGAUGGUAGUGGAACAUCUGGUUACUAUGUUCAAGAUUUGCUCUAUAUGGACACCGUUCCCGCCGAUUAUGACGACCCGACGAAUACUAAUUCGUCGGCCAAUGUCGUUUUCGGAUGUAGUACUUCAGCAACUGGGGACUUAACUAGCAAAAAUGCAGCAGUUGAUGGGAUUUUCGGGUUUGGUCAGCAACAAAUGUCGGCGAUUUCGCAGUUAUCUUCACAAGGAAUAGCACCAAAUGUUUUUUCUCAUUGCUUUAAAGGAGACAAUAGUGGUGGUGGCAUUUUAGUUCUUGGUGAAAUUGUUGAACCAAACAUGGUUUACACUCCACUUGUUCCAUCUCAGCCUCAUUACAAUCUGAAUUUGCAGAAUAUAUCUGUUAAUGACAAAGUAUUACAUAUUGAUCCAGAAGAGUUUACAACAUCAACCAAUAGGGGAACCAUAAUUGAUUCUGGAACAACUUUGGCUUAUCUUGCACAAAAUAUUUAUGACCCUUUUGUCAAUGCUAUUACUAAUGCUGUUAAUUCAGAACAAGUAACUCUUGUUACAUCUCAAGGAAAUCAAUGUUACAUUAUCACUUCCAGCAUCACUACUCAUAUUUUCCCUCAAGUAAUUUUCAACUUUGCUGGAAAUGCAUCUAUGGUUCUAGGGCCUAAAGAUUACCUUCUAGAGCAAAAUUCAAUAGAUGGAGCUGAGCUAUGGUGCAUUGGAUUUCAAAAGAAUCAAGGUCAAGAUACAACUAUACUUGGAGACCUUGUUCUAAAAGAUAGAAUUGUGGUCUAUGAUUUGGGUGGUCAAAGAAUUGGAUGGGCUGAUUAUGACUGUUCAAUGACAGUAAAUGUUUCAGCUAACAGUAGCAGUGGAACAGAGUUUGCUAAUAUGGGACCUCGAACCAUAACCAAUAAUUCAUUUAAGAACAAACCUCUAACCAUAAUCACACUUUCUAUUCUAAACAUUUUCUUCUCAUAUUUUCAUUUUGGUAUUAUUAACUAUCUAUACAGUUUUACUUAUUAUUCAUAAUACAAAUUCAUUGUAUCAAUUAUUUUUCUAUACAUUAAUUUCGUUUAUACUUUAGUGCUUCUCUCUCAUAUUUUUAUAUUAUACAAUUUUAAUAAGAGCAUUAUUAUAUUGGAUGAGUGGUAAAUAUUAUAUUGAUUUUAUUAUUUAAUAUAAUAUUAUAUUUGGUAUUGACUU